UUCGCCGACUACUACCCUGCUGAUUAUCAAUAUCAACCCAUGCCGAUUGCCAAGCGCGUUACAAGGGGGUGGAAUUGCUUAAUGCGCAUUCAUAUGGUCUGUCGUUGCCGCUGUUUGAAGACGAAACCGGAGUCCCUCGAGCCACAAAGCGUCCUGUUUAUCCCGCCUGUCCCUUCAAUCCCCUCUUCAUCCAAAUUAAGAAGCUCAAAAGAGAGCUUGCAAGAUGGGAUCUGCCGAGAGACCGUUCCGUGUCAUCGUCGUUGGCGGUGGCGUGGGAGGCCUUACUGCCGCCCACACCCUCCACCGAGCUGGCAUCGACUAUGUUGUUUUGGAGAAAGGACUUGUUGCUCCGCCUAUGGGUGCGAGUAUUGGUAUCUAUCCCCAUGGCUCUCGAAUCCUCGAACAGAUAGGGUGUCUGGCAGACGUGGAGGACGAGUGCGUCACGCUGGGCAAGAGUCAGAAUCUCUUGCCGGACGGACGGACUAUCUUCAGCAGUGACUUCUUCAAAUACAGCAGGCAAUAUCAUGGGUACCCCAUUCCCGUCCUUGAGCGACGCCGGUUCCUAGAAAUACUCUACGAGAACACCCCGGACAAGUCCAAGAUUAGGUCUGGAACCGCAGUGGUAGAUGUGAUCGACCACGAGACGGGUGUCAAGGCUAUCCUGGCUGAUGGUAGCGUGGAAGAAGGAGACUUAGUCUUGGGUGUUGACGGUGUUCACAGCAACAUCCGAAACAUCAUGUGGCGGAAUGCCAACGCUGCGGUCCCAGGGUUGAUCACGACCGCAGAAAAGAAGUCGUUGAUUUGUGACUGGACAGCCCUUGCAGGUUUCAGCCCUACAGUUCCAGGAAUGAGCAACUGCAACAUGACUUGCACUCAUUAUCCCGGCAAGUCCUUCCUAGUGAUCGGUCAGAAGAAGUACACUUUCUGGUUCGUCUUCUUCAAGAACGAAGAGACACGCUACUGGCCCAGCUCUCCUCGAUGGACUGCCCAGGACGCCGAGAAGCGAGCCGCGGAAUGUGCCGACUGUCCCAUCUCCGACACUCAGGUGUUUGGGGAGUUGUGGCGAUCUCGCGUUCGAGGCGACCUGGUCAAUGUAGAGGAGGGCCUGUUCAAACACAUGUACUUUGGUCGGAUUGUUCUUGCGGGAGAUGCCGUUCACAAGAUGACGCCCAACAUCGGACUCGGCGGCAACGCAAGCAUGGAGAGCGUUGUCGUUCUUUCGAACCUUCUGCAUCGCGCCGUGCAGGCCCAUCCGAGCGGCAAGCCUGAUAAGAAGAUGCUCGAGACGAUCCUGGAAGAAUAUCAGACCCUGAGAUACGAUCGCAUGCAGAAAGUCAUCCACUUCUCCGGCGAGGCCACCAGACUGCAAGCCUGGGACAGCCUGUACUACAAGACGCUCUCCCGGGUCAUUCCUUACUUCCCAGAUACGACGUCUGCCAAGAGAACAGCAGAGCUGAUCAAAGCCGCAGCCAAACUGGACUAUGUUCCAACUUCUCCCGCUCGGAAAGGGACCGUGGCGUGGGAGGAUGACGGGCAACGGGCUUUAGGGGCUCAUCAGGCUGCAGUUAGCAGCGUGAGACGGUUGAUUCAGAUCCCGGUCGUGCUGCUCUCUUUUGGACUCUCGUUCUUCUAUCUGUCUGGUAUCAAACUGUGAGGAUUUCAUUUCGCUGUUGCUCAUUGGUUUGGUGUGGAGGAUAUAGUGAACGCAUUAGAUUGGACAGAAUCAGAUAUGAAUUUAUUUACGCGAGCAACUUGACAAAAAAGUCUACUUAUUCGGGCUAAUGGUAGCUGGUGAAGUGGAUCUAAGAGAAAGUCAAAAAGCGAAGCACGGUAUUCCUGUGCGUCACUAAUCGACAAGAUCACGUUGAAGAUGUUUUCACAAUCGUUCUCUCUCUGACUUUCAUAUCGCGACAUAAACAUGUAUCUGUCUUUUCCUAUUGCUAUUUUUGUUUUUAAUUUUAAUUUUUAUUGUUAUUUCUUUGUUCCUCCCAUCAUAUCCUUCUCUUUCUUUGAUUUUCUACAGGAAUAAUAUCGGUUUCUCUUAC
This is a messenger RNA of Aspergillus melleus, 2045 nucleotides long. Its product is annotated as FAD-dependent oxidoreductase. Lineage: Eukaryota; Fungi; Ascomycota; Eurotiomycetes; Eurotiales; Aspergillaceae. The record is from RefSeq and is a predicted model, not a curated record. Gene Ontology annotation, molecular function: FAD binding. The transcript has 4 exons. The coding region runs from base 224 to 1654 and encodes 476 amino acids.